ACAUACACACGCUAGAACAGGUAGAUCGCCCAUUUUUGUGUUGACUGUGUGCAGGGAAAUGGGACUAUAGAGAAACUGUUACAGCCGCCUUCAUCGUCAGAACAGAUGUGUUCACCGUUUGCCUAAUACAGUGUUUCUACAGGCUAAGCUACACACACCCACACUACGGCGAUCAAAAUCGCGGUCCACAGGCCGGCCACACUGCACAACGAGGGAAUAAUCAAUUGCGAUUUUUGAUUCCGAAUCAAAUAUCUUCAUAUAUACUGUGCAUCUGUGCGGCAACAGUUACCCAUGCUCUAAAUCGCCGUCGACUUAUCGCCGCCCCGGGACGUGCAGAAUCGCCUGGUGUACUGCGGGCUACUCUACCAGAAUAGAGAUUUCGUCCAUGCACUCCUAUAUGUAUGUAAGGUCUAUGAAUGUUGUGGUAAAGGCCCUGGCUAUCCGUCCCCGCUGGACGCGAUGAGGAAUGGCCCUCGCGAGACCCUCCUUUAUGUCACGUGCCCUGUCCCUCAAGGAGCCUCUAAAACCAGGUCGGACUACUUAGCCACUGUAGAUGUGGAUCCAAAGUCCAGUACAUACAGUAAGGUCAUCCAUCGGUGUUAUUUCCCAAAUGCUCAAGAUGAGAUUCACCAUUCCGGAUGGAACUCUUGCUCCAGUUGCCAUGGAGACCCGUCCAAAAGUCGGAACCGGUUAAUUUUGCCGAGUGUGACGUCAUCACGGGUAUACGUCGUAGACACGGGGACUACACCCAGAGCGCCCAGACUGAACAAGUCCGUGGAACCAGUGGAGGUUUUCGAGAAGACGGGCCUGGCUUUUCCUCACACCAGCCACUGUCUGGGAUCGGGCGAGGUCAUGAUCAGUUGUAUGGGGGACCCCAUGGGCAACGGCAAAGGUGGCUUUAUGUUACUUGACGGAGAGACGUUUAACGUGAAGGGGACGUGGCAACAGCCCGGCGAUGAGACCCGCUUUGGGUAUGACUUCUGGUACCAGCCCUACCACAACGUCAUGUUCAGCACAGAGUGGGGAGACCCCAAGUGUUUCACCAAGGGCUUUAGUGUUGAUGACGUCAUGAAUGGUCGGUACGGACAGAGUAUCCACGUUUGGGACUGGACGACUCACAAGCACUUACAGACCAUCGACAUGGGAGCUGAAGGCGCCAUUCCUCUCGAGAUCCGCUUCCUCCACAACCCGUCCUCUCCCGUGGGCUUCGUUGGCUGCGCGCUUGGAACAACUGUGUUCCGGUUUACAAAAAACAACAAUGGAUCAUGGUUCGCUGAGAAGGUUAUUGAUGUUCCCGCCAAGAAAGUCGAGGGUUGGGCGUUACCGGAAAUGCCAGGUUUGAUCACCGAUAUUCUGCUGUCUUUGGACGAUCGUUUCCUGUACUUCAGCAACUGGUUACACGGGGAUAUCAGGCAAUACGACAUUACCGACACUAGGAAUCCUCGGCUUGUCGGUCAGAUUUUCCUUGGCGGAAGUAUUGUUAAAGGAGGCGGCGUGCGCGUUACGGAAGAUAAAGAACUGAAGGAGCAGCCGGAGCCGUUGGUAAUUCAGGGUAGACGCGCAUACGGCAGUCCACAGAUGUUACAACUCAGUCUGGACGGUAAACGGCUGUACGUGACGGAGUCACUCUUCUCUACUUGGGACAAUCAGUUCUACCCAGACCUGAGCAAGCACGGCAGUGUGUUACUGCAGAUAGACGUUGACACGGAACGUGGCGGUCUAACACUGAAUCGGGACUUCUUGGUGGACUUUGGAAAGGAGCCUGGGGGUCCAAUGUUAGCCCACGAGAUGCGGUAUCCCGGGGGAGACUGUAGCUCUGAUAUAUGGCUCGUGAACAAACAGACGGCCAAGUUCUAAACAACAACAACAACAACAACAACACUAUAAGAUUACAAAGGAACUGGAAUUAUGUAUGCUGGGAUUAACAUGUGGUUAAAUGACGUCGUCGCAGACUAGUUUUUAUGGGUGCGGGUUCCAGGCCGUUCACAGCUCGGGUUUACUCUUGGGACAUGAUGGCCAGAUUCUGAACACAAUAUUAAUACCUUAUCCCCUCACUUUUUGUACUUUUUUCUUACUUUUACACACCGAUACGUAAUCUGUAUAGGCUAACACUGUGUAUUAUACAGAUAGCGUGUGAAUAUUUACUGGUGGAAUGAACAAAACAAGUGAUUGUCUGUAUGUUAAAACACGGACUGAUAAAUGUUCUUAAAAUUUUGGUCUAAUCAGAGUUUCGCCGCCAAGAAGUGAAAAAAGAAAGAAGUAAUUCUGAAAGACAGGGAGUUAAAAAAACAAAACAAAAAAAAAACGCGAAAAUGAACUUUCAUACCUUUCAUGUAGGGACUUCAGAACGGGUUACCGAAUGCUACACUUUAGAGCCCAAGUUGUUAGCAUUUCGCCUGAGAUGUCAGAGGAAUGCCCCCAAAAUUCAUGCCCCUGUGUGAAUAAAACCUGGCAUUUGCCAUCAAGAACAAAAUAAGCCGUAAUUAAGAAAACAGACAGAACCCCGGUGAGCACUGAAUUUGUCCCAAGCUUCACAUAACUUGCUGACCCCAAUCCUGCCGUGAAUUUAUACUUUAUACAUAUGUUUUAUACAGGCAUUCUUCAUUGAGGAAUUCCUCAUCUUAAGAUAUCCCAAAAUUUUCAGAAAAAUUUGUUCGAGUGUUUAUCUUAGCAGUGCUAAAAGUGCCCAAACCAUCAGCUUAGUAGCGCACACAUGUUCAAGCAUUUAGCUUUGCAGUGCUAAAAAUGUUCAAGCAUUUUGAAGCGUUUGAGGGAGAAAUCCCCGUUUAAUUUAUGAUGUCUGUAAGCCUUCCCAGGUGAAGAACCCUCCUCCAUUUUAUCCCAUUGUCUCGUCUCACCAUUGAUAUGAUGUUUAUUAGCCUUCCCAGGUGAAGAACCCACUUCCGUUUUAUCCCAUUGUCUUGUGUCAUCUGUGAUGUCUAUAAGUCUUCCCAGGUGAAGGACCCACCUCCUUUUCAUUCCAGUGUAGUGAAGAAGCCAGCUGAAGUGGAGAUCCCGCCCUCCAAACACAUGUAGUGAGGAAAGCAUUUCAGAUUUAAGAUUCAGAUCUGGAUUAUAACCGAGGGAAUAUUUUAUCAACAACACGUGAAGUAUACCGUAUAUCGCAUAGUAUGUAUAGUACAGAGAAGUUUUACCAUGACUCGUCUUUGCAGGCCAGUCAAAACAGAAAACGAACAAAACUUGCCUAAUAAUAUAAUAUUAAUAGACUACGGCAUACAGAGUUGGCAAAUGUUCAGACGUAGCCAAUGAAAUACGGCCUCUUGCCAAGUUACCUAAGUCAGGAUGUUAUUUCGACUUUUCACGUACAGUAUAUUCUUGAAAGUAGCAACUUAAACGCCUAGCACGAUGGCUUAAGCAGAAUUAAGUACUUGACAAUGAUGUUAGGUUAGGUAUAAUAGACGUCACACAGGCUGGUGUAGAAUACCAUUGUGCUUUGUGUAAAUAUUUUUGUUGUAUCACAACUCCUUAUUUGAGGUAAAACUUCGAAUUUGUAGGCCAAGUUCUUGGCUUUUCAGGGGAAAUAACUCUGUUGGUCAUAUUAGCAAUAAAUAUCCACGUCAUUUCGUGCAAGUAUAUAAAAUCUGUGAAAAUAUGUGCAAUUCGGUAUCGAGGAGACCACAAAGGAUGGCUCAACUAACCGUACCUCUGGUACUAACGUCUAACCGACCAGAAGUUGAACUUCCCCCUUAGUUAUGGUGAUGGCUGUUGGGGACCUAACCAAGGCUGCCCAUGUUAAACGUCUUAACGGUAAAAACCGAAAGACCAUCUAAAAAUGGAUGCAGGCAACACUAAAUAGACCACAUAAAACUAUGCAUAAAUAUACUUUCAUUUAUUUUUUUUGGAUUUUUUAAGGAGAGUUAAAGACGUUUAAACAUUUGAAUUCUAAGGAGGACUUUAUGGGCCAUACUACUGGAGUUUAGGAACUCUGGCGUCACAUGAACUCUUUCCAACUUCAAUUACGACUCUGAAUGUUGGAAUAACUCUCUUUAGCUAUGGGUAAAGGAUUAAUGAAGUGAUGCUUCCAAAUACCCUUUCCUUCCGGUGAACAUCAGGAAAGAAGGUGGUGUGACUUCAGAGUUCCUAGAUACCGUCAGUAUGGUUCAUAAAGCGCACCAUAGUAUUCAAACAUUUGAAUGCUUUUCAACACUCUUAAAAAAAUCUGAAAAAAUAAAUAAAGGUAUUUUCACGUAUAGGUUUCGGUUGUCUGUAUGAUGAACCUUACUUCAUGUUUUAGCUUUCCUUUACUGUAAGUAUAACCCUAUUUAGGAUUGAACCUGGGCUUUCCGUUACGCACAUAGUGCAUGUGCAAAGCACGAGGACGCUUAACUAUAAACUGUCCCAUGUGAAUAUUACAUUUCAUGUAAGAAUAUUUAACAGCGAUGUACUAGGAAAGGAAUACGUGGAUAGGACUCUGAUUAUACAUGAAAGGAUCGGUGAGGGUUAGGGUCUUCGCAAAAUAUUACCGUUGGUUGCAGGGGAUCAAUCUGACCAAGUUGUCACAAUGUUGUCAAGGAAGUAAUAUGGCUUGCGACUGACGGGCCCUUGAUGGGGGUGUACCUCAAAAUUUGUAUAAACUGAAUGUUUUUCCAUUGAUACACAUUUAUUCUUCUAUAGUUUCAACGUGGUUUUCAGUCCAUUCGUAAAAGGUUUAGCUCAGUAACUUAAGAGACGCGUGGUCAUGGUUCAAAACCAGCCUGCGCUGACUACAGUUUAUUUUAUUUUAGUGCAUUUAUUUUUGUCCCUUUUCCUAUGAAUGCCUCCUUUUUCAUAUGUGUAUUUCCCGGUAAACAUUACCUGAGUGGUACUGCAUGUUAGUAGUCGUAUGUAGAUUUAUGUCCGAAAUCCUAAUCUGGUGUCGGGCGACAGAUAAGUUUUUGAUGUGACAAGUUGUGUGGAAUUCAUCUAAAGGAAAUACACAAAGUCUUAGCGAAACACAAAAGCAUAAUGAAACAGUUAAUUUAUUUUAGUUAUUUAUUUGAUUGGUGUUUUACGCUGUACUCAGAAAUUUUUCACUUAUACAACUUUUCAUUAAAUCUGGGGUCAAGGGGAAAUGAC
Messenger RNA from Liolophura sinensis, 5076 nucleotides. Its product is annotated as methanethiol oxidase-like. The record is from RefSeq and is a predicted model, not a curated record. The transcript has 11 exons. The coding region runs from base 460 to 1857 and encodes 465 amino acids. Lineage: Eukaryota; Metazoa; Mollusca; Polyplacophora; Chitonida; Chitonidae. Gene Ontology annotation, molecular function: selenium binding; protein binding.